Molecule: messenger RNA, 562 nt
Organism: Protopolystoma xenopodis
Lineage: Eukaryota; Metazoa; Platyhelminthes; Monogenea; Polystomatidea; Polystomatidae
Source: the annotation of a GenBank genome assembly
AUAUCGACUCCCCAUGGCCCUUCGACCUGCUUCGCGUCUGCUUCAAAAAUUUGCCUUACCAAAACAUGUUCCCUUUAUGUCGAUGGCACACUUCACAUUUUUUCCAGAAGAUGCACCUUCUGAGCUCGGAAAGACAGAGAAAACUAACCUUUUUCAAGCAGUAAACAGUGCGAUGAGUAUAGCAUUAACUAGGGACCCAACCACAAUCGUUUUCGGCGAGGAUAUUGCAUUCGGCGGAGUUUUUCGUUGUACUGUUGGAUUGAAAGAUAAAUUUGGCCGCGAUAGAGUUUUCAAUACUCCCUUAUCAGAACAGGGCAUUGUUGGUUUUGCAAUCGGUGCUGCUAGUGCGGGGGCGACAACCAUAGCUGAAAUUCAAUUUGGAGACUAUAUUUACCCCGCAUUUGAUCAAAUAGUUAAUGAAGCAGCUAAAUUCAGAUACAGAUCAGGAAAUAUUUUUGAUUGUGGGCGCUUAACGAUUAGGGCUCCCGUUGGUGCGGUUGGCCACGGCGCUCUUUACCACUCACAAAGUCCCGAAGGUUUCUUUGCUCAUUGUCCUGGUCUC